AUGUCGAAAGAGGCUGCUGUCGUCACUAAUGGUGAUGUGGAGGCCCUCCGGACGGAAUCGAGGCGUAGCGGCUUUUCAAUUCGAAGACUGAUCAGAGUCGUAGCAGCAACGGGCUUUCUGGCGACUGGAUAUUACCAUUGGCAAUACAAAGGGUCACCUCGAAGAUCUCCAUCUUGGGCUGAAUCUGGGGACUAUCAAAUCGGCGAAGAGAGUGAGCAUGUCCGCAGUGGUCAGGACGACCUCCAACAGUGCGCCAUCGAGAACCUUCUAGGCACAGGUCUUCCAUUCUUAAAGAAUGUAUUUCCUAUUGCGUUACCCGAUUACGAGGAGCGACGAGAUAGAUUGGCAGCGGCUUUGGUGGCGGAGGAUGUAGAUGCCUUCGUCAUGGAACCCGGAUACACGUUCCAAUACUAUGGAAACGUGAGCCAACCGGAUUGGGAGGUAUGGGAGCCCGAAGAGCGCCCGUUUCUCAUGGUUGUGCGCCCUGUGCUGGACCAUACCACGAAUCAAAUCAAGGCCAACACAACUUUUCUCUGCCCGUCCUUCGAGGCAGAGCGAGCUCGUCUCUUGGGAAUGCCAUUUGCCGAGCCAAUCCAGAUCGUUCUGUGGGAGGAGCACUGGGACCCUUACGGGACCCUUAAGCACUCGGAUGUCUUCAUGGAUCUCACACGGUCCCCACGGUUGAUGGUAGACGAGGAAAUGCGAGAUUUUGUCCAGCGAGGACUUGGAACGGUCGGAUUUGACGUGGUGGGUCUGCGAGGCCAGGUUGAAGAGGUCCGACAGAUAAAAACGAAAAAGGAAGUCGAGAUUCUCCGCGCCGUCAACACAGGGACCGUUGAAGCAGUGCGACAAAUGAGAAAAUUUUACCAAGGCCUUUAUGCAGGAUUGACUGAAAGUGAAAUUGCGUCUGUUCUCGACAAUGCCUUGAGGGCGGCGGGAAUGGAGCCUUUCUUUGAUAUUGUGCUUUUUGACGAGAAUGCCUCAAAUCCCCACGGCGGCACUAAUGGAUCGAAGGUUCUUGAGUCCGAGACGUUUAUUUUGAUCGAUGUCGGAGCACAUCUAUACGGAUAUUCGUCGGAUAUUUGUCGAACCUUUUUCCCACCAUUUCUUGAUAAGCCAUCAAGGAACGAGGCUUUCUCGGAGAGAUUAGCAGAGAAACUGAAAGUCUGGGAUAUUGUAUUUGAUGCCCAAACGCAGUCUCUCCAUCAGUUACGUGAGAACCACACUGCGGCAAGCGUUGACAUUGCCGCUCGUGAAAUAAUUGUAAAUUCUGGCUACGAUGGGACAUUUACACAUCGCGUCGGUCAUGGAAUCGGAAUUAAGGCUCAUGAAAGUCCUUAUCUAAACAAGGGAAACCACGAAACCUUUCUCAAGACCGGUAUGGCUUUCACCUCAGAACCUGGAAUUUACCUGGUAGACAAAUUUGGUGUUCGGCAUGAAGACGUGCUUUUGGUUCAAGGGGACGAAGAGCCUCAGCUAUUGUCAGGAAGGCGAGCGAUGGGACCAUGGGAUCCUUGA
Molecule: messenger RNA, 1518 nt
Organism: Penicillium macrosclerotiorum
Lineage: Eukaryota; Fungi; Ascomycota; Eurotiomycetes; Eurotiales; Aspergillaceae
Product: M24 family metallopeptidase
Exons: 7
Coding region: 1-1518 (505 amino acids)
Source: RefSeq, a predicted model, not a curated record